AUGUUAAUAAUUUUAAUUUUUACUAUUAUCGUUACACUAUUUUUUAUUAAAAACAAUAAAAAUAAACAUAUCAAAUAUCCAAAUGGUCCAAUAAAUCUACCUAUUAUUGGUGGUUUAUAUAAAAUUACACCAAAUAAGCAACACUUAUCCCUGGAUAAACUCUAUCGUCAAUAUGGUCCAGUAUUUUCAUUAAGACUUGGUUCAAUUGACACUGUAUUUUUAAAUGACCCAGAUGUAAUUGCAGAAGCUUAUCACAUAAACUCUACAUCAUUUAUGGAAAGAAUGAUGUUACCAACAUUUGUAAUUGUUGGUAAAGGUAAAAAUAUUGGUUUUUCAAACAUUGAAUAUUGGAAAAAAAUUAGAGGUAUUUUAAAUGCUGCUUUAACCAAAUCUAAAACACGUUUAUUAGAAAAUCUAUUUAACGAACAGUUUUUUAAAUUUGAUGAGUAUUUAAAGAAACAAAUACAUAUAAGACCAAUAUUAAAAAGAUUAACAUUCAACAUUAUAUUUUGUUUUCUUUUUGGUGAAUCUGUUUUGUAUGAAGAUGAUAAAAUCCCAAAAGAUAUCAUUGAUUUCAUUCAAUGUUCAGAUGAUUUACUAAAAUAUCUUAGCUCUCAACCAUCAGAUUUUAUAAAAUGUUUAAGACCAUUUACAUCACAUAAAAAAUUACAUCAUCUCGUAGAUAAAAUGACUAGUUUCGUUAAACCCAAAAUUGAUGAAAAAUUAAAAAAUUUGGAUGAAGAAAAUCCAAAAUGUUUUAUUGAAUACCUAUUAAUCCAAAUAAAAAAUGACCAUUUACAACUUGUCCAAGUAGAUGCUCUUCAAUAUAUUUGUAUUGAAUUGUUGGUUGGUGGUAUUGACACAACAAGUACAACAUUAGAAUGGAUGAUUUUAUUUUUAUCAAAUAAUGAAAACCUUCAAGAAAAAUUAUACCAAGAUAUCAAUACACAAUCGUAUCCAUUUUUAACUGAAAAAAAUAAUUUCCCAUUCUUCAAUGCCACAAUCAGAGAAACUCUUAGACGUUCACCACCAGUCCCAUUAGGUUUACCACACAUGUGCAGCGAAACUACUGAAAUAGGAGGCUAUGUUAUUCCAAAAGGUUCUUUAAUUAUCAGUAAUCUUUACUCUGCAAACAAUUCCGAAAAAUUCUAUUCAGACCCAUUAACUUUUAACCCACUUCGUUUCAUUGAAACACCAGCAAAUGCCAAUGUAAAUAUCAGCUUUUCAAUUGGACCACGUGUAUGCCCAGGUAAAAACUUUGCCGAAGACUCUCUUUUCUCGAUUGGUACUAAAUUAUUUAAAAACUAUAAAUUCUCUAGAACUACUGAUCAAGAAUAUGAUGAAAAUGCUUUAAUUGGUGUUACUCUCGAACCAAAACCAUUUUUAUCUAAAAUUACCUUAAGAAAUUAA
This is a messenger RNA of Dictyostelium purpureum, 1410 nucleotides long. RefSeq lists its product as uncharacterized. The transcript is spliced from 5 exons. The coding region runs from base 1 to 1410 and encodes 469 amino acids. Gene Ontology annotation, molecular function: iron ion binding; heme binding; oxidoreductase activity, acting on paired donors, with incorporation or reduction of molecular oxygen. The record is from RefSeq and is a predicted model, not a curated record. NCBI's taxonomy places the organism in Eukaryota, Evosea, Eumycetozoa, Dictyosteliales, Dictyosteliaceae.